Verticillium nonalfalfae is the source of this 1299-nucleotide messenger RNA. RefSeq lists its product as uncharacterized. Bases 1 to 1299 code for a protein of 432 amino acids. The record is from RefSeq and is a predicted model, not a curated record. Lineage: Eukaryota; Fungi; Ascomycota; Sordariomycetes; Glomerellales; Plectosphaerellaceae. The transcript is spliced from 2 exons. Gene Ontology annotation, cellular component: SAM complex. Gene Ontology annotation, biological process: mitochondrion organization.
AUGCCCUCAUUUGAGCUCCAUGUUUGGGGCCCGGCCUUUGGCCUCCCCUCUAUCGACGCAGAGUGUAUCGCCGCCAUUGCCUACCUGCACAAGGCUCUUCCCAGCGCAGAAUGGACUCUCAUUCCCAGUAGCGACCCCUCCGUCACUGCAGCUCAUCGCCUCCCUGCUCUUCACUCAACGGUCACAGACACGUGGUCUUCCGGCUAUGCUGCCAUUGCCGCCCAGCUCGCCCAAACGCCCUACUCUCUAGACGCAUCUCUCACGCCCGCGCAGGCAGCUGAUGUGGCAGCUUACUCCUCCUACCUCACCACACGCCUGGCACCUCUCCUCGACAUAUCACUACACGCCCUGCCGAGGAACUGGGCCCAGACGACCCGACCCGCCUACAGCACCAUCCUGCCGUUCCCCUUAACCUGGACCCUGCCCACGGCCCUUCACGCCGCCGCUCUCGACCGUUCCGCCCCGUACCUCGCCGGCCUGACGCUGCCCGACGAAGACAGCGACGACAAGGAGACGACGAGCGCCCUCGACGCCGCUCUGAAGCACAUCCCGGCGCCGCGCAAGAAAUCCCCCCUCGAAGACCUCGCACCCACAGAAGCGGCCACCAUCCGCCUGCACGCCCUCGCCCUCGACGCCCUCGCCCCACUCAACGCCCUACGCGCCGAGGGCGAGGAAUCCCCAGGCACAAGACUCCGUCUCUCGCCUUGUCCUUCGUCUUCGGCCGACCCAGACACGGCCCCCACGUCCCUCGACUGCCUCGCACUCGGCUAUCUCGCUCUCAUCCGCCGCGCCCCCGUCCCCCACGACUUCCUACGCAAGGCCCUCGAGGCCAACUUCCCGACCCUCGCCCGCAUGACCGCCGACCUCGCCGAGACGUGCCUCACCGCCCCGGGCCCCCUGCCAUGGGCCCCCGACAGCGCCACGCCGACCGUCGCCCGGACCCUCUCGCGCUUCGCCGCCGACGUGCUGCGCGUCACGCCCGUCGCGGGUCCGUACUUCGUCGGCGAGGCGCGUCGGCGCGCCGAGGACCCCGAGAGCGGUGCCGCCGUCGUCGCGGCGCGGGCGCUGGGCCUGCUCGCCCUCGGCUCGGCCGUCGCAUACGGCGCGUGGACCUACCGCGGCAUGGCGCCGUUUGGGCUCAAGAAGCAGGCGUGGGCGCGGCCGGCGGGGGGUCGGCUCGGUCAUUUCGGCGCGCUGGGCGCCAUGCUGGACUUUUCGCUCGGCGGCGCGCCGGACGCGUGGUCGCAGGGUGGGGGGGCUUCGCAUGCGAUUGUCGAGGCCGAGGUCGACGUCGAGUAG